Cricetulus griseus (Chinese hamster) is the source of this 1179-nucleotide messenger RNA. NCBI's taxonomy places the organism in Eukaryota, Metazoa, Chordata, Mammalia, Rodentia, Cricetidae. The record is from RefSeq and is a predicted model, not a curated record.
AUGGAUGAGCCUCCACAAGAGGCUCCAAAUGGAUCCUUGGACAAUAAAGACACAGCCCAAUCCCCAAAUAACCAGAAGACCUACAUAGAAGAAGGAGCAGGCCAGGAUCCUCACACAGGUUCCGAAAACACUGGGGUUGGAUCAUCCGAGCAAACCAGUGACAAGGCAUCCAGCCAAACUGCUAAUGAAGGGUCUGGAUGGACUGACCCAAGAACUUCUGAAGAGGCUUCUCAGCCAUCUGAGCACAGGGGAACAUCUCAGCAGAUUGACCGCAGAUCAUCUGGCCAGACUGAAAGAAAAACUUCAGAGACAUAUAAUCAGCAAUUGCCCAGCCUAUUUGAGGGAAAAGCUUAUGAGAAGACAGAUGACCGAGCAUCUUUGCCAUUUGGUGGGAAAGCUUUUGAGCAGACUGACCAAGGAACUUGGGAGUUUGGUGACCAGACCUCAUCAGACCAAGCUGACUAUAGAACAUCAGGAAGGAGUCAAUACCAAGUCUACAAUGAAGUUGAUUACCUGCCUGAAGACUUCAGUGGUCAACAUAGGUUUAGUGGGGAUCAGGAAAGGGACUAUAGGGACUAUGUCCGUAUGAAACGUGACGCACAAAUGGCUGACUACCGCUCAUACUACAAAACACUUGCCCAGACUGAGAACCGAUCAUUAUCUGAAAUUGUUGACAACAAAGAGGUCAGAGAAGCUGACUUCAAAAUACAGCCUUGCACAUUUGAAGUUAGCCAAACAGAUCUCAGAUCCAAGGUCUCAGCUUCCUGGGAAACAGAAAGUGCGGCCACUGUCCAAGGUUACAAGCCACCUGAAGCUGAAUUCACCACUGACACCCAGUCCUCAUACGGAAAACUGCCCUCCAUCACGACCAAAGUGUACUAUUCCUCCAGCCAAGAAAAAGCUCAAACCACAGAAUUACCUACAGAUGUUGUUGCAGAAUUUGAGCAAAGAAAGAGUUCUCAGAGACAAAGUGAAGAUUCCAAGAGGCUGUUCCCUCCCAUUGUUUUUGAAGACCCUUAUCAAGUUGCACUCCGCUACAUGGAAAAACACAACAUUCUUCAGAUAUUCCAGCAGAUCACUGAGAACCUAGUCUACGAAAAGCCGGACGAUCCCCUGGAUUUCAUGCUAGGUCAGGUACAGGACAUGAUCAGACACAGAGAUCAGCAUCGUAUCAUCUGA